CAAGGCAGAUCCCAAGCCACUCUUUGACAAGUUCCAGUCCACCAAAAUUCUUUCCCCCAUGUCCGCCCUAGUCAGCCGCAGUGGAGACCCUUCAGCCUCACCCGGCACUCCAUAGGCUGUCUAAAUGGUACGCCACUCCGUUUUAUCCAUUAAUAAAUCGGCCUACUGGUGCAUGGAGAGCAACGGGAAUCCUAGUCCAAUCCAUCGGCAGCUUUGUCUAGAGGGGGAGGGGCUUGGCAACUUGGCCAGCUCCUUUUGUUCGUUGGGUUACAGCACACGUCGGCUGUUGCUUUGGCCCGUGUCUUUCGUUGCAUUCAUUGCCUUUGAGCUUCUCGAGUUUGAGUAAGUAUGAGCAAAUGGGGCUCGCUCGACCCCUGCCAUUUACCUGUCAGCAUCGUGCCCGUCGUAAGCGACCGAACCCGAUUUC
Messenger RNA from Trichoderma harzianum CBS 226.95, 427 nucleotides. RefSeq lists its product as hypothetical. NCBI's taxonomy places the organism in Eukaryota, Fungi, Ascomycota, Sordariomycetes, Hypocreales, Hypocreaceae. The record is from RefSeq and is a predicted model, not a curated record. The transcript has 2 exons. Bases 125 to 346 code for a protein of 73 amino acids.